AUGAAUUCAAGUUACUACUCCUCGCAACAAUACAUUGAUUACACCAGAGCCUAUGUUUGGGCCGAGAGUAUCUUCGAUUUCUCCGGUUGCGCGAACGGGAAGCCCUCUCAAAGGGCAACCCCCAGCCAAGUCAUUGCAACCCCCAGCCAAGUCAUCGCAGCCCCCGUCCAAGUCAUCGCAACCCACAGCCAAGUCAUCGCAACCCCCAGCCAAGUCAUCGCAAUCCCUGCCUCGAUAUCCUCUUCCCAGAGCCCAAACUCACCAACGCCCGAUACCUCCAGCCAAGCAGCGACGACACCACCAUCCGCGGUGCCGGCGAAUACUGCAGAGCUAAGCGGAGAGAGUAUUAGUGUGCCUCAGCAUAGCAGUCCUUCCUCCCCAAUUCUUUCGACGUCACCCGAAUCGCGCGCCGGGCCCUCUCCCUCGCACGCACACACCUCCACCUCCACCUCCACCUCCACCUCCACCUCCACCUCCACCUCGAACAAAGAGAACAUUUUACCACUGCAAAAAGAUGCAGAUGCCUCCUCUGUCUCAGAGCAUCCAGGAUUCACCAUCCUCAGGGACCUGGAAGGACGGCUGCCUUGUUUCAAAAUGGCGCGCCAUCUAUAUGAGAAGGAGGAAAGGGAGGUACCAUGUCAGUGGGGCUUACCGCUAGGCCAAGCCCAUAAUCACGGUAUAUCUACCGUCGCCAGCAAGGCCCUCGAUCACCUUCAAAUGGUUCAUGGGCUGAACGCGCCAUCACUUCAUUGCCGUUUCCCAGGCUGUACGCAUACAGGUACCCUCGAGCUAUCUUCCCUCGGAAGACAUUUUGAGGGUCCCCAUCUUCACACAAAGGCGGUCUGCAAGCUCUGUGGAGGUGGGAAGUUAGCUCGCGAGGGAGGCGACCGAAAUCGGAAGCAUCUCGAGGCCCGCUGCCCUUUCACCGCGGCAGGGUCUGAGGAUGCCCUGAAGAAUAGGUUAAGAGGCAUUAUUCAACCCCUUCUUCCUCAAGGCCGCUCCAUUUCCGACUAUAUUCCCGCCUCCGGGCUCCCACUCGCAUCCUCCUCCUCCUUCAACCAUCCAGUCGCCAUGUCGUCCAAUCUCCCACUCGCCUCUUCUUCUUCCUCUUCUUCUUCCUCUUCUAUUCCUCGAUCCUCCGGGGGAAACAAGCCGACCAAGUAUCCGCCGACGCCGGCCAAGAGUCCGCUCGUCGUCACUUCAGCAAAGGCAGCUCUGAGCUUUGAGAUUAUACUCGCCACUCCUAUCACUUGUAUCUUGUUGGAGUGGUAUAGCAGGCCGGAUGAGAAACGCGAACGCUGGCGAUACAGGCGCGAUGCGACUACGAGCCCCAACAGAUCUGACACUCUUCAUCUUGAAAGAGCUCGUUCGUAG
Molecule: messenger RNA, 1374 nt
Organism: Stereum hirsutum FP-91666 SS1
Lineage: Eukaryota; Fungi; Basidiomycota; Agaricomycetes; Russulales; Stereaceae
Exons: 6
Coding region: 1-1374 (457 amino acids)
Source: RefSeq, a predicted model, not a curated record